This is a messenger RNA of Bipolaris victoriae FI3, 1569 nucleotides long. RefSeq lists its product as hypothetical. The coding region runs from base 1 to 1569 and encodes 522 amino acids. The transcript has a single exon. Lineage: Eukaryota; Fungi; Ascomycota; Dothideomycetes; Pleosporales; Pleosporaceae. The record is from RefSeq and is a predicted model, not a curated record.
AUGGCCUCAGCACGCUCCCACCGACCGCCCAAACGCCUCGCCGUCUUCUGCGACGGCACAUGGGUGGGCCGCGAGACAGCCGUCGACGACGCACCACCAAGCAACAUCCGGCAGCUGGCCAACAUGGUCGGCACCGUCAAGUACAAAACCGACGACAAAGCCGCCGCAACCGUCCACCCCAUCCAGCCACACAAAAACAAGAACCUCUCUGAGACUUCCCCUGCCUCCGCCCCAGAUGCCAUCGUCGCCGGCUACCAAGAAGGCGUGGGCCUCAACAAAAACUUCAUGCAGUACAUCUGGGACGGCGCGACUGCCUCGUCCAUCAGCGAAGAAUGCAUCUCCGUGUACAAAUUCAUAGUCGAAAACUACACCGACGAGCAUGAGAUUUGGUUGUUCGGGUUUAGUCGCGGCGCCUUUACCGUGCGCUGCGUCGCGGGCAUGAUUAACAAUUGCGGCAUCAUUAAGCGGCGCGCCGACUACACCGAGGACGAAGUAUCGCGCCUGUGUUACGAAAUCUUUCGCACAUACCGCUCUAGCUUACCUGUUGAUGCGCCCAAGAGCGAAGAGUGCACGCGCUGGAAGGGCCUCGAGGAUAGAGUGUGGCAGGUUAAACGCCCGAUUCGCUUCAUGGGGAUUAUAGAUACGGUGGGUGCGCUGGGGAUACCACGGUUAAGCGCGGGUGUAGGCUUCGAUUGGAGUCCGUUUGAAUUUUUCGACAUGAGCAUUUCGAGCGUGGUGCAGCAUUGCUACCAUGCGCCAUGCUUGCACGAUAGGCUGUGGAUCUUCCAGCCGUGUCUUGUAUCCGCUAGCGAGGAGACAGCAGACGACGACGACGAAAAAUCCAGGGCUAGCAUAACGCAGAAAUGGUUUCCGGGCACUCACUACGAUGUCGGGCGUAUGACGUUCCGGUUUGUGAGGCAGAGCCCUACGAAUUGGAUUGAGGAGGCGUUGGGCUGGCUUCCCAAUUUGCUGUCGCGCACAAUCUAUCCGAAUCAGGUGCUCAGCGAUGCAGUACUGCGGUGGAUGGUAGAAAGCGUGCAUACUGUGGAUGAGCACUCCGAAACACCCAUCAUGCCCGGCGCGCAAGAAUGGAUACAGCAUCUCGGGGAGCGACUGGGUGAAGCCGCGCUAUCAGCUUCAUCGACGGAAGAUCAGCACCUGAGGACUGGCAGCGGAGACAUCUACGGCGACGUGCUCGCCUACGCGCCCGGCGGCGUCGUGAUUAGCUCGGUGCAAAAGACGUCGCGCUCCAUCACCUCGCUCCUCAACGGCGUCUUGCCGCGACUCGGUGACAACAUCCAGAGCGUGCUGGGCGUCAAGACACUCAUCGGUAUCCUGACGAACACGGCCGAUCGCCGUAUCCCGGGCACACAGGCAGAAAUCUAUCCGUACACAGAGCAAGAGAGGGUAACGGUCAAGGGAAGCGAAGUUGUUUUCACAGUCGAAGAGCUGGCGCGGAUGAACGAGGUAAAUGACGUGGGGCAAGUUAGAUAUCCCAGUCAGAGCUUCCAGUCGUUUUUGCUUUGGAAAGAGGUAUUUGGGAAAAAGGAAACGUCAUGUGGACACUGA